GAGAGAGAGAUAGAGAAAAAUGGGAGGGAAAUGGAUGUGUAUGCGUGAGGCAUGAGUUGAGGAAGGUGGGGGAUAAAGCAUAUAUAGACACUCAUUCUUAUACAUGAGAUACUAUCAACAUACUCACCCAGCUCUUGCAAACACACAUUGAGAUACAAACAGCACCCACAUUACAACAAAUUCCUACACUCACAGAGAGAGAGGAAAGAGAAUGAUAGAGAUGCCCAUAGCAGGUGCCAAAAACUGAGACGAGACAGAAAGAGGCAAAGGGAUGGAACAGGAAUAAAACACGUAGUCAGGCUUUAAAAGAUCAAACUAUCUUUGUAUUUGUGUCUUGUGUCCAUUUGUGUCUGUGUUUUGGUGUGUUCGUCUAAACCUGUUCUAACUAUCCAUUCCAGCAUUAGUGGUGUAUCUGGGAAAAAUAUUACUUGCACCAUGUUGUGCUCUUCUGUAUUUGUGGUGCUUGUAGCCCUUGUCAUCCACCCAGUGCCUGGUCACACUCGAGCUCUGCACACCCCAGACAAAGCCAUGCAGGUCAUCAAUCAGUUCCUUGAGCACUACAAUGACCUUAUGACCCUUGAUGAUCUUGAGAAUCUCGCAAGUGACGAGUCUGAAGAACCCAUGCAGACCUUCAAUUCUGGGCUAAAAGUUGCAGAAUACCCUAAAUGGAUUGACAUACCCGUGCAGACAGAGAAUGCCUGGAUCCGCCUUUUAAAGGGGGCUUUGACCAAUCAGAAGCGAGCUCCACCAGAUCGGUUACGGAGGGGUUGGAACCGAGGCUGUUUUGGACUGAAAUUGGACCGGAUUGGCUCGAUGAGUGGUCUCGGGUGCUAAAAAUGAACGCAGAGAUGAACCAAGAUGAUGUGAUAACGGUUGUCCUACUUAAGGUAGAGAUCAUGACCACUGUCCUAGUCUGGGAGGCCGAGAAAGAAGAGAACUAGGUGGACAAAUUCAUUAAUGUAUUUAAAUAUACUUUUUCUUACAUCGGAUUUGAAGUAAUCUGUUGUUUCGCUGUAUUUGCAUAUUUAUUUCUCAAAGAGGAUAGCAAGAAUUGAGUGUUUUACUUGUCCUUAAAUGUAGAUGAAUUAUUAUGAUCUUGCUUUUGAGUUUACUAGUGAGCACAGAUAUCAAGGUGAUAGAAUUUCUGUGUUGAAAAGUUUAAAGAUUAUGCAUGGUACAUAAACAUAGUAAUGAUGACAUUAUUUCUGUACAAUUUGCAUGAAUAAAUAAAAAAAUCUAAAUCAA
This is a messenger RNA of Triplophysa dalaica, 1245 nucleotides long. RefSeq names its product natriuretic peptide C-like (gene nppcl). The record is from RefSeq and is a predicted model, not a curated record. Lineage: Eukaryota; Metazoa; Chordata; Actinopteri; Cypriniformes; Nemacheilidae. The transcript has 3 exons. Gene Ontology annotation, cellular component: extracellular region. Bases 436 to 834 code for a protein of 132 amino acids. Gene Ontology annotation, biological process: cGMP biosynthetic process; receptor guanylyl cyclase signaling pathway. Gene Ontology annotation, molecular function: hormone receptor binding; hormone activity.